Molecule: messenger RNA, 1752 nt
Organism: Oryza sativa Japonica Group (Japanese rice)
Lineage: Eukaryota; Viridiplantae; Streptophyta; Magnoliopsida; Poales; Poaceae
Product: peptidyl-prolyl cis-trans isomerase FKBP65
Biological process (GO): protein peptidyl-prolyl isomerization
Cellular component (GO): cytoplasm
Molecular function (GO): peptidyl-prolyl cis-trans isomerase activity
Source: RefSeq, a predicted model, not a curated record
GCCAUCGAGACAGAAAUGCAGACUAUUCCUAGUCUUGCAAAUGGAGCUCUAAUUAUCUGUAGCAAGAUUCCAAUCGCCAAGAAAGACGCUCGAUAUAAACCGCGGAGGCACGAAUUGCUGCUCAACCGGCGGCCUUGAAGUCUUUAUCUCGAUCAGUUGCCCACUUUUGCAGAUUGCAGGGCGCGCAGUACUGCCGACAGCAACUCAAGGAGAAACGCAGGUGCCUGCCUAGCCUCAGCAGGCAGGCAUGCCGAUCCCGGUUGAUCUGGGCGAGCCUGACAACAGGAGGUUCUUCGUGUGGGUGGAAGACAAUAUAUUGACGAUAUUACCACCUGAUGCCGAUGACCAUGAGUACUCUGGAUUUAAUAUGUGGACCGUCCAAAAGCCUUCAGCUGGCUCAACCGCCAUUAACUUAUUAUUUCCAGGAGGCGCAACCGCAGCUGAACUAAUGUACGCCGUUCCUGGAGCCUCCAAGUGCUCCAAACCCGAGGAUGAUGAUGCCGUAUACUGCGUCGAGGCCCAAGUUCACUUCAUUGGAGAACAACUUGACGGUACCGAGUUCGUUUCAACCCGAGAAAAUGGUGUUCCACAAAGGUUUAUACUGGGACAAGAGAAUGUGAUGCAUGGCUUAAGCUUGGUGGUCAGCGCAAUGCGACCAGGGGAGAGAGCUAUAUUCACCAUCCCUCCAAAGUUAGCCAUAACCAAGUCUGGCUCCCCUGCCAGUAUUCCGUCAAGCAUACCUCCCGAGCAAACACUACGGUUUGAGAUUGAACUCAUUUCGCUGUUUGCUAUAACUGAUAUCCUCGAAAAUGGAAGCAUAUUGAAAAAGAUCAUCAAGCGCCCAUUACCGGACAAAUCUCCCUCCAAUCAUGCAGAUACUGUAAUUGUGAAUUACAACGCAUGUCUAGAAGACGGAAAUUCAGUUUCCAAAUCUGAACGUCUUGAAUUGAACCUUGCCAGUCGUACCGGUUUCUUUUGUCCAGCUUUGAAAUAUGCUGUGAAGACUAUGAGGGAAGGAGAGGAAGCGAUAUUCAUUGUAAAGCCAAGAUAUGCUUUCGGUGCUCAAGGCAGGGAUUCUACUGGAGACCAAGCUGCUGUGCCCCCUGAUGCAACUCUUUAUCUGUACGUCCAGUUAGCUGAACGGAAGACAGCUAAACAAAAUGAAGCAGAGGAAAAAGGACCAUUCAUAGAUGGCCCGAAUGAAGCCAAGACGACAGCCAGAGCUCUUCCCAAGCGUCGUCCUGUCAAGCCGGGAUUCUCCUUGCCUGUAGUACAGAAUGAUAGACCUACGUAUCCUGGACACGUUCUCUUCGUCCCACAUGUGGUAGAAGAAGAGGAGGCAGAUGCAGGCCAAGCUGCUUCAACUACUACUAGUGGUCUUGCUACACCGCCAACGACUGCCGCCGAUGUUGGCACGAGUGCAGCCACAAACAGCAGCGCUGCUCAAGGCUCGGGGAUAGUCAAGACGGAGACAGGUUUCCUCUUCAAACGUUUCAGGCCAUGGCCUGCAAACUGAAGCGAUCAUUCGUGAUCAAUUGUGCCACUGUGUCAUCACCGGAUCAUUCGUGAUCAAUUGUGUAUUUCGGUUAUACUAAUAAGCUUGGACUCCUAAGGUGAUUGUACUCGUGUCAGGUCGCGUUAUUUUGAGUGUAUCCCUUUAUUGGGUUAACGUACUUUUACUUCUCUGUAUAUCAAUAAAAUAAGACAGUUUUUGCAUUUGCUUGAAAAAGAGACAAAAAGCAUUGCUGAAUA